GGGGUGACGGCUGCUUGGCCAGCCCGGCCCUGGCUGUCGGCGCGGCCUGUCACCCCUGGACACCCAGAGGCGGGGGUUUUCCAGACACGGCCUUGGCCCCGGGCGCCCGGCCCUGGUCUGGCGCCCACGCCCGGGGCUAACCGCCUCUUCUGCCCUGUCCAGCGUCUGCGUUUUCCGAGCGGUACCUCGGCCUCCACGGACUGGACAACAGGGCCUACGAGAUGACGAAGGUGGCCCACCGGGUGUCGGCGCUGGGAGAGCAGCAGUUCCUGAUCAUCCACGCCACCGCGGACGAGAAGAUCCACUUCCAGCACACAGCGGAGCUCAUCACGCAGCUCAUCAGUGGCAAAGCCAAUUACAGCCUGCAGGUAGGCCGCCCCCACCUGGGCCACGCCCACACCCACGGGCGCCCCCAACCCCCCCAGCCACGUGCGCGCCACCUGGCAGCUGGUGUGCGAAGAUGGGGAGCGCCUGGGGAGCGCCUGGGGAGCGCCUGGGCCCCGUGA
This is a messenger RNA of Condylura cristata (star-nosed mole), 506 nucleotides long. Its product is annotated as dipeptidyl aminopeptidase-like protein 6. Bases 222 to 506 code for a protein of 94 amino acids. NCBI's taxonomy places the organism in Eukaryota, Metazoa, Chordata, Mammalia, Eulipotyphla, Talpidae. The transcript has 3 exons. Gene Ontology annotation, molecular function: serine-type peptidase activity. Gene Ontology annotation, biological process: proteolysis. The record is from RefSeq and is a predicted model, not a curated record.